CCGAUUCAGCCCACCCAGCGUAUCACGCUCAUAGAGAUCAUAACCCCCAGCAAAACCCUAAACUCUCUGCACCACCCACCCUCCUCCGGGACUUGAAACCCUAACGCCACUCUCAGUCCCUCGUUCGAAUUAAUCAAAUUAGCUAUGGCUAAGCUAUCAAACCCCACUGGCGCCGGUCCCAACGACAUCAAGAAGAACAAGAAAAAGAGGAAGAAGUCAGGCCCGAACGUCGUAGCCAUGAAAGUCCAGGCCCCAAAAGCCAAUCCAUUCGAGACCAUUUGGUCCCGAAGAAAAUUCGAUAUCCUCGGGAAGAAGCGCAAGGGGGAAGAGCGCCGUGUCGGCCUCGCUCGCUCCCUUGCUGUGGAAAAGAGGAAGAAGACGCUGCUGAAGGAGUACGAACAAAGUGGGAAGGCUUCGGUGUUCUUGGAUAAGCGUAUUGGAGAGAAUAAUGACACGCUUGCCGAAUUUGAUAAGGCUAUUCUGCGGUCUCAGCGUGAGCGUCAGUUGAAACUGAAUAAAAAAAGCAAGUAUAACUUAUCAGAUGGAGAAGAAGAAGAUUUUGAAAUCCAAGGUCUUGGUGCAUUCUCUGAAAGGGAUGAUUUUGAGGAUGAAUUGUUGCCUGAUGAUGAUGACUAUGAUGGUGAAUCCACUAAGAAAGAGUCAGCCAUGCUAAAUCAACUUAAUGCUCAUAAGACACAGAAUCCACUGGAGAGGCAUCUGAUUGAAGGAGGGGAAAAUAAACACAAAAGCAAGAAAGAAGUGAUGGAGGAAAUUAUCUCAAAAAGCAAAUUUUUUAAGGCACAAAAAGCAAGAGAGAAAGAAGAUAAUGAACAUUUGAUGGAUGAAUUGGACAAAAACUUCACAUCUUUAGUGCAGUCUGAAGCAUUAUUAUCUUUAACUGAACCUGGUAAGCUGAAUGCUUUGAAGGCUCUUGUGAACAAGAGUGUUCUGAAUGAGAAAAAGAAGAAGGAUGAGCCAUCUACAACUCAAAAAACAGAAAAUUUUAGCCAGGAUCAACCUGAUUCUUACGACAAACUUGUCAAAGAGAUGGCACUGGAAAUGCGUGCUCGCCCCUCAGACAGGACUAAGACUCCUGAAGAGAUUGCCCAGGAGGAGAGAGAACGAUUAGAGCGUUUGGAGGAUGAACGACAGAAAAGAAUGCUUGCUCCUGAUUAUUCCAGUGAUGAAGACAAUGAUGAUGCUCUGAAACCAUCUACCCAGGGUCAAAGAUCUAUAUCUGGGGAUGAUCUUGGUGAUUCCUUCUCGCUUGAAGAAGAGCCCAGGUCUAAAAAGGGUUGGGUUGAUGAGAUUCUUGAAAGAAGGGAUGGCAAUGAUUCUGAGAGUGAAACUAGUGAUUCAUCAGGUGAUUCUGAAACUGCUGAAGAUGAUAGUGAUGAAGAAGGAUCUGAUGAAGAUAACGAGGAAGGUGAAAAUAAUCUAUCUUUGAAGGACUGGGAACAAAGUGAUGAUGACACUUUGGUUAAAGAUUUGGAAGAUGGUGAAGAAGAAGGUGAAGAAUAUGAUGAUGAUGGGCAACAGAUGGAGCCAAAACCCCAGAAAAAGAAAGAAAAAACUAUUGCUUUUGCAGCUAGUAAGAGAAAUGGAGAUAUUUUAGAUGCCAAAAAAAGCAAAACAGAUGGUAAACACUCUUCAACGCCGGACAUUCCCUACUUGAUUGAAGCUCCAAAGAGUUUUGAAGAGUUAUCUGCAUUAUUGGGCAAUCGUUCUAAUAAUGACAUUACGUUGAUACUCAAUCGAAUUCGGACAAGCAAUGCAAUCAAGCUUGCAGCAGAAAAUCGAAAGAAAAUGCAAGUAUUCUAUGGCAUACUACUUCAGUAUUUUGCCAUCUUAGCAAAUAAAAAGCCUUUAAAUUUCGAGCUACUAAAUUUGCUGGUGAAGCCAUUGAUGGAGAUGAGUGUGGAGAUCCCGUACUUUGCUGCAAUAUGUGCUCGUCAGAGGAUACUACGAGUUCGAAUGCAACUUUGUGAGAUCAUCAAAGAUCCAGAAAUUAGCAGUUGGCCUUCUUCAAAAACAUUAUUUCUUUUGAGGCUCUGGUCCAUGAUAUUCCCAUGCUCUGACUUUCGUCAUGUGGUCAUGACUCCAGCAAUCUUGUUGAUGUGUGAAUAUCUGAUGCGCUGUCCCAUUGUGUUGGGGCGGGAUAUUGCUAUGGGAUCUUUCUUAUGCUCUAUGCUUCUCUCUGUCACUAGACAAUCUCAGAAGUUCUGUCCGGAAGCAAUAACGUUUCUCCGAACUUUGCUGAUGGCUGCAGCAAACACAAAACCGGUUCAAUGUCAAGACUCUCAGUUUUAUUAUCGAUUGGAAUUUAAAGCACUCAGGCCCUUGCUUUGUAUACGUGAUCGCGAGAUUGAGAUCAGUCCACUGAAUUUUAUAAUGUUAAUGGAUAUGCCUGAGGACUCUCCUUUUUUUACCUCUGAUACCUUCAGGGCUGGUGUGCUGGUAACUGUUAUUGAAACCCUACGAGGAUAUGUUAACGUUUAUGAGGGAUUAAGUUCCUUUCCUGAAAUUUUUCUGCCAAUUUCUGUGUUGUUACUUGAAGUAGCACAACAGGAAAAUAUGCCGUAUGUAUUGCAAAAUAAAUUCAAAGAUGUUGCUCAACUCAUUCAGACUAAAGCCGAAGAACAUUACUUGUUGCGGCGUCCGCUUCAAAUGCGGAAGCAAAAGCCAGUGCCUAUCAAAUUACUGAAUCCAAAAUUUGAGGAGAACUUUGUUAAAGGUAGAGAUUAUGAUCCAGAUCGUGAACGGGCUGAGCAGAGAAAGUUGAAGAAACUUCUAAAUCGUGAAGCUAAAGGGGCUGCUCGUGAACUGCGUAAAGAUAAUUCUUUCUUAUAUGAGGUGAAGGAAAAAGACAAGACCUUAUUGGAAGAAGAAAGAGCAGAGAAGUAUGGAAAGGCUUUAGCCUUCCUUCAAGAACAAGAACAUGCUUUCAAAUCUGGGCAAUUGGGGAAAGGCAAGAAGAGGAUGAGAUGAAGCUGAUUAUUUAUGCUAUAUAUAUAUAUAUAUAUAUAUAAAAAUUGUUACUGGGGUAUUUGGUUGCCUUGAGUUGAAGCCUUGAAAUAAAUUGGAGGCUUUAUCUCGAUUAACUGCACCAAAUCCCUUUUGUGAUUUUAGAGAAUUGAGUCUUAACAAUUUUGGCCCCCCUAAAUUAGCUUAUUCGGAACAUGGCCUCCAAAUACCAAAUUAGCAUAUUUGGUUGCCUUGAGUUGAAGCCUUAAACUUCUUGUCCCCCAGAAUGUCCUGGCUCCACCAUUGUAAGCCCUUGGAUGCUGUCUCUGCGAAUGUUGUUAGACAUAUGCAUAUUAGGAUGUUUAAGUCGGAGAUCAGCUUCUGAAGAUUGAGGAGAGUGCCAUUGAAGAAUGUGACUAUUACAUCAUCAGCUAAACCUGGAUGUGAGGCAGAUCAUUUCAUAAAUUCUAUAUUAUUAUGAAGAGUAGAGACAUAAACACCAUACCAAAUGCAGAGAUGAGAGGUAUUGGCUUUUA
Juglans regia (Persian walnut) is the source of this 3500-nucleotide messenger RNA. Its product is annotated as nucleolar protein 14. The record is from RefSeq and is a predicted model, not a curated record. Gene Ontology annotation, cellular component: nucleolus; Noc4p-Nop14p complex; small-subunit processome. Gene Ontology annotation, biological process: maturation of SSU-rRNA. NCBI's taxonomy places the organism in Eukaryota, Viridiplantae, Streptophyta, Magnoliopsida, Fagales, Juglandaceae. The transcript is spliced from 14 exons. The coding region runs from base 145 to 2988 and encodes 947 amino acids.